Molecule: messenger RNA, 1023 nt
Organism: Chaetura pelagica (chimney swift)
Lineage: Eukaryota; Metazoa; Chordata; Aves; Apodiformes; Apodidae
Gene: CORO6
Product: coronin 6
Exons: 8
Coding region: 1-1023 (340 amino acids)
Biological process (GO): cell migration; actin filament organization
Molecular function (GO): actin filament binding
Source: RefSeq, a predicted model, not a curated record
AUGAGCCGCCGCGUGGUCCGUCAGAGCAAGUUCCGUCACGUCUUUGGGCAGCCGGUGAAGGCCGACCAGAUGUACGAGGACAUCCGUGUCUCCAAGGUGACAUGGGACAGCUCCUUCUGCGCUGUCAACCCCAAAUUCCUGGCCAUCAUUGUGGAAUCAGGUGGUGGUGGGGCCUUCAUUGUCCUCCCCCUUGCUAAGACAGGACGGGUGGACAAGAACCACCCGCUGGUGACAGGGCACACGGCGCCUGUGCUGGACAUCGACUGGUGUCCCCACAACGACAACGUCAUCGCCAGCGCCUCCGAGGACACCACCGUCAUGGUGUGGCAGGUCCCUGAUUAUGUCCCCGUGCGCAACAUCACAGAGCCGGUGGUGACGCUAGAGGGACACUCCAAGCGGGUGGGCAUCAUCUGCUGGCACCCCACGGCCCGCAAUGUCCUGCUCAGUGCAGGUUUGGGGGCUGCCACUCACAUCCUCCCCCCAACAACUGCUCCGGCCCCACAGAACAACUUUGAGGAGCCCAUCGCCCUGCAGGAGAUGGACACAAGCAAUGGGGUCCUGCUGCCCUUCUAUGACCCCGACUCCAGCAUCGUCUACCUCUGCGGGAAGGGUGACAGCAGCAUCAGGUACUUCGAGAUCACAGACGAGGCGCCCUACGUGCACUACCUGAACACCUACAGCAGCAAGGAGCCCCAGCGGGGCAUGGGCUUCAUGCCCAAGCGUGGGCUGGACGUCAGCAAGUGUGAGAUCGCCAGGUUCUUCAAGCUGCACGAGCGCAAGUGCGAGCCCAUCGUCAUGACGGUGCCGCGCAAGCCAGACCUCUUCCAGGAUGACCUGUACCCUGACACGCCAGGUCCCGAGCCGGCCCUGGAGGCGGACGAGUGGCUGGCAGGGGAGGAGCAGCCAGCCUUGGAGGAGGUGCUGGAGGAGAUCCGUGCCCUGAAGGAGAUGGUCCAAGCGCAGGAGAAGCGCAUCUCUGACCUGGAGAACAAACUCUGCCAGUUCACGAAUGGCACGGACUAG